AUGAUUCUUACUGAUCGUUCACUUUGUCAUGAAACAACACGUCGACGUGGUGUUGAAUUUGGUAAUGAUCAGUCAUCCAGUUCCGCUCGAACAACAGGUCGGCAUAUGUCUAUUGUACAGCACGGUCCUAUACAUGAUCUAUUAAAUAGUAUUGGUGCUCCUUCAACGUUCGAUGGUGAUCCACCUCGAACGUCUGUUGUUAAUUGUCUUGUACCCAAUAGUUUAGCCGUUGCUGCCAGGGCAUUUUCUCGUCCAUUGGAUGAAGAGUUAACCCUUGAAGAACAAUUAGAAGCAUCAAAACAUCCAGAUUAUGAAUCAACUGAACGUGUUGUUAUAAAUGUAUCUGGUUUAAAAUUUGAAACACAAUUACAAACAUUAAAUAAUUUUCCACGUACAUUACUUGGAAAUCCAUCUCGACGUGUUUUAUAUUUUGAUCCAUUACGUAAUGAAUAUUUUUUUGAUCGAAAUCGACCAAGUUUUGAUGCUAUUCUUUAUUAUUAUCAAUCUGGUGGUCGACUUCGACGACCAAAUCAUGUCCCAAUUGAUGUAUUUACAGAAGAAAUCAAAUUUUUUGAAUUAGGUGAAGAUGCAUUUAAUAAAUUUCGUGAAGAUGAAGGUUUUAUUAAAGAAGAAGAACGUAUAUUACCAAAACCAGAAGUUCAACGUAAAAUCUGGCUUCUAUUUGAAUAUCCCGAAACGUCUCAAUGGGCACGUGUUAUUGCUCUUAUAUCUGUCACUGUUAUUCUUAUGUCAAUUGUCAUAUUUUGUCUUGAAACUCUUCCUAAAUUUAAACGCUAUCGUGUACGACCAGCUGACAAUACAUCUUAUGAUUCAUCUCGUUUAACAAUCGAAGAAGAUGAUAUACCUGAAUUGACUGAACCAUUUUUUAUUAUUGAAACAUGUUGUAUUGUAUGGUUUUCCUUUGAACUUAUUGUUCGUCUAAUAUCAUGUCCAUUGAAACUUGUCUUUCUUAAAUCAAUAAUGAAUAUUAUUGAUAUCGUUGCUAUUAUGCCGUAUUUUAUUACAUUAUUUACCAUCUUAGCGGAAGAAAAAACGAAAUCAAAUCAAGCUAUGUCAUUAGCUAUAUUACGUGUUAUACGUCUCGUACGCGUUUUUCGUAUAUUUAAACUAUCGAGACAUUCGAAAGGCCUACAAAUUUUAGGUCAGACAUUGCGUGCGAGUAUGCAAGAAUUAGCUCUAUUAAUAUUUUUUCUAUUUAUUGGUGUUAUAUUAUUUUCUUCGGCGGUUUAUUUUGCUGAACAAAGUGAACCCGAAUCAUUUUUUAAAUCUAUACCUGAUGCAUUCUGGUGGGCAAUGAUUACUAUGACAACUGUUGGUUAUGGAGAUAUGAGACCAGUGGGUAUAUUUGGUAAAAUUGUUGGUUCAAUGUGUGCUAUUGCCGGUGUACUUACAAUUGCUUUACCUGUACCUGUUAUUGUAUCAAAUUUUAAUUAUUUUUAUCAUCGAGAUAUUGAUUCCGAAGAACAAAAGGAUAUAAAAUAUUCUAGUGGAACUUCUACCCCGCCACUUGUUGAUAUUACUACAGAUCAAUUUGCUUUAGCAAUACCAACAAGCAAUAGUAGUGGAAGAAUAAAAGGAAAAAAAUCAAUAUCAUCAGGUGAUGCAUAUUAUCAUUUAGAUGAAUCCGAUGCCUUUCUUCAUUCAUAUUCUUCACCUGAAGAUCCAAUAUUUCGUUCACCAACUGCCAAUCAUAAAACAAUCAGAACGUCACCAACACAACAUUUAACACAAAGAAAAAUUUCAACUACAAUUAGUUCGAAUAUAUAUACAUCGACUGAACCACUUAAUGUUGAAACAGAUGUAUAG
Molecule: messenger RNA, 1827 nt
Organism: Adineta steineri
Lineage: Eukaryota; Metazoa; Rotifera; Eurotatoria; Adinetida; Adinetidae
Source: the annotation of a GenBank genome assembly